UAUAUAAUACAUUUCCUUUCUGGACUCCUUUCGCCGUGCGAUACAUCCUAUUAUGUCUUAGCUAUACGAGAAUCCUGAUAUCAAUCCUUGAGCAUCGAUAAUCUUCUAGAAAGGGACAACCUGACACCCCUUUCCUUGAGAGAGAAAAAAAGGAAGAUCUUACAACAGUGUAUGAUUUCUGCACAAAUGGGUUCUACUAACAGCACAGAAGAAAACGAAGACGAAAAUAAAACAGUUCACACUGAAAGUGAGAAGCCUACAAGUACACAUCAAUCUACAGCCACACAUCAGUCAUCUACUACAAUAAAAGCGGUCACAAAGGAUACCUUAAAAGUGCUCACAAAGGAUAAUUUUACAUUAAUGUGGUUUUCAUGGAAGAAUGAAUUUCUCACAUACAUGAAAUCCAUUGAUCCAACAGAAAAUAAUAAAAAGAAAUGGAGUAUUAUGCUUUUGAAUCGCGUGGGUCCAAUUGAACAAGAAAUAUGCAAAACUUUUACUUUUGACAAUGAUCAUGAAAAAGAAGAUAUAAAUAUAUUGUUUAACAAAUUUGACUCCUAUUGCGAAUUUGAAAACAGGAAGAAACGUAAUGAUGAAGAUAUAGAUAUGUAUGUGAAUAACUUGAAGGUAAUGGCAUCAAAAUAUACAACCAAUAUAGAUGAGGUAGUGAAGAAAAAAAUUCUGGAAGGAAUAGAUAUUGAUAAAUUUACGAAUAAUGCUAAGAGCUUGAUUCCAAAUUUCACGUUUUCAUUAAACACAAAAUCUUUAACUGUACAAGAAAUUAUUGAUAUACAUUUAUUAUUGAAUAUAUUUAUUUGGAUGAGAUCUGAAAACAUAAAUUUCAUAAAAACUCAAAAGAUUGAUGGUAAUACAGUUAAAAAUUGUGAUAUGUGCAGUUUUACACAUGAAAUAAAUAAAUGUCACGGUUUUGGUAAAAAAUGUACUAAUUGCGGUAAUAUGGACCACCAUUGGAGCAAAUGCCCAUCUCAGUUUAAAAUGAAUUGCCAAUGUUGUGGAGAAAGUCAUUUCUAUCGACAAUGUCCUGCUUAUAUGAAUGAAUGUAGCAACUGCCAUAAAACAAAUCACUUUUACUGGAAGUGUAAAUUUUUAAAAAUGUAAACUGCAAUUAUUGUGGUUUACUACAUAUCGCGUUUAAACCUGCACGUUUUGCAAUAAAUAUAAUAUGUAUAAGAUGCUACAAAAGAGGUCAUGUUCCAGGAAAUGUUAGAAAA
Harpegnathos saltator (Jerdon's jumping ant) is the source of this 1229-nucleotide messenger RNA. RefSeq lists its product as uncharacterized. The transcript has 4 exons. The record is from RefSeq and is a predicted model, not a curated record. Bases 172 to 1116 code for a protein of 314 amino acids. Lineage: Eukaryota; Metazoa; Arthropoda; Insecta; Hymenoptera; Formicidae.